Molecule: messenger RNA, 2329 nt
Organism: Folsomia candida
Lineage: Eukaryota; Metazoa; Arthropoda; Collembola; Entomobryomorpha; Isotomidae
Product: arrestin domain-containing protein 3
Exons: 7
Coding region: 431-1945 (504 amino acids)
Biological process (GO): protein transport
Cellular component (GO): cytoplasm
Source: RefSeq, a predicted model, not a curated record
GUCUCGUGCUCGGUGUGCGUUUCUGCACCCAUCCGCGUCAUGAAAGUCAACAUGAUCCUUCUUAACACUUUCCCAGCAUCUACUACAUCUCUCAGCGUAUUUAGGUCGGUAUUGACGUAGGAAUAGACCUGAACUCCGAUUCGGAUGACUCAGUGUACGGCGAGACUACCCGAAACCCGAUUUCUGGGUUUUGUUUGUAAACUUCGCACGCUUUUUUCUGUCAGAUGCAUGAAUUCUCCUGCUUUUCAGCUCUGGCUCUGAUGCGUUACUACGUUGUAACUGGUGAUAAAAUCAUGCUGACGGUAAAGUAAUUCGGGUUAUUUUUCGCUAGGAAGGCGAUUCGACAACAUCUAAAUUGUUACACGGUUUCACAUAUUUGAACAAAACUUAUAUACCUCAAAUCAAACUGCUAAAAAGUACAAAUAAAACAAUGUGUCCGGCCAGUGAGAAUAAUAUUAAUAUUUAUUUUGAUCAACCAUCCGCACAAUUUGCUCCAGGGGAUUACAUCACUGGAAAAGUAGUACUUGUUGUGAAUCGAGGAAAACAUAUUUUGGGGUUGAACAUGAAUCUGCUGGGGAAAGCAAAGGUGACUUGCAUCCAUGAAGACAGUCAAGUCGCGCGACGAGGACACCGAAGACUUUCUUCACGGAAAUACAGCGAUAAAUAUUUCAUCAUAAAGGAUGUCAAAAUGUUGCACAGAAGUGACGAGGAUGAAACUUCAUCAGAGGACCACCGACUUUCCAUUGGAACUUAUGAAUAUCCAUUUACAUGGCAGUUACCUGAAAACAUUCCAGCGUCGUUUGAAGGCCCAUAUGGCUGGAUAAGGUAUAGAAUGGAAAUUAUCGUGCGCUACUCCUUCUGGGACCAUCGCUGUGAAGCAGAAGCAGAAAUCAUGGUCUUGGGAUGCUACGAUUUGCGGAAUUUGGACCGCUUAUAUAAAGAGGUGCACGUCGAGAACAAAUCUUUGCAAGUUUACAACAUGUAUGGGAAUACUCAUUUGGAACUCACCUUUGAACUGGAAAGAAGAGCCUACGUCCCAGGAGAAACUGUAAAGUUUGCUGCUACCGUGGAUUUUAGAAAUGAUGGAGGUCAUCCACCCAUUCGUGGCGUCCGUGUGACAUUAAUUCAGGAACAAACAUACAAAAUCAAGGACAAAGUAAAGCGCUACUUUAGCAAAACAAAUGAAAUUCAUGGACCAAUGGUAUUUGCAAACGCGAUAGAAGUAUGGAAUAGCUCAAUUGUAGUACUGCCACUACCACCAACCGCGUUAGGAGGAGCAUGCCGUCUAAUUGAUGUCCAAUAUUACUUAAGGGCAAAUCUGAGUAUUUCUGACAAUGAUAAGAUCGAUUUCACCACGAAGCUGCAGAUUGGUACAAUUCCAGUUCGACGGAGCAGACAAAACGGGCCACCCCCUUUGGCUCUACAAGAAGAAGUGUUUGGUGCAUCGAUUGAGUAUGCAGACCGGGAUGAAAUGGUCGUCCCUGAUCAUUCCCCACAUAUUAAUGGCACUGCACCUCCAAAUUUACUGGAUUUCUUAGCAGUUCCACCAACGUCGUCAAGAAGGGCAAGUGCACCAUUGUGGAUGGAAACGGUUGAAAUUGGAGAGCCCGUAGCUGGACCAUCAUCCGCACCACCAAGGCGACAUUUAGGUGGACGAGAAACUCGUCCCCUGCACUUGAACCGACAUCAAAUGCUGCUGAAGAUGACGAAGAUGCGCCACCAGAAUAUCCACGCCAGCCUCCAUUCUUUUUACGUAAAGGAGCUAAACACCUUUUUGAUAACUAUAAUGCAUACUCAACCUUGUAACAGCAUGUACGAACUAAUAAUAUUACGCUGCAUAUGUGACUAUGAUUGCACAUUGGUUAUUUUACACUUUAUAAUUUCAAGCUUUUUUAUGUUCUUUUGUAGAGUUAUAGCUGUUACAAAGCUACGAAGACUUUCAUAAUGCGUACCUUAACUCAUGGCUCAUCUCAUUAUUAUACCUCGUAUUAUUAUACCUGCCAAAAAUAGGUCCAAGCGGUAUGCAAAAAUGUUUUGCACUGCUCAUUCCAGUGACUGCUAUUUUAUUUAUGUACGAUAAAUUAUACUGAACGCAUUCAUUUGUAAAUGCUUGUAACAAAUUUCUGGCUCAUAUCUUCCUAUCAUUAUAAACCUGUUUUAAAUACUCGAUUUGCAUUUGAAUACAAAUGUUUUGUAUUUUGCAAAAUUCUUAACAUUUUCCAGUAGUCUUAAAUUGUAGCAUAAUUAUUACAUGUGUCAACACCAAACCCAGUACCUGUAAUUCCAUUUCAAAAGGUUACUCUUAAUAAAUAAUGUUACACAAAUCGAA